Messenger RNA from Amaranthus tricolor (Joseph's coat), 1353 nucleotides. RefSeq lists its product as uncharacterized. The record is from RefSeq and is a predicted model, not a curated record. Lineage: Eukaryota; Viridiplantae; Streptophyta; Magnoliopsida; Caryophyllales; Amaranthaceae. Bases 251 to 601 code for a protein of 116 amino acids. The transcript has 2 exons.
UCUAAGAUAUUUUAGUAAACUUGCACUAUAAAUACCCAUUGAUGUAAUCAAUUUUGUGUGCAAUGAAGAACAAUAUUAAUUCUACAUAUUCACUCAUCUUCCUCUCCAAAUAAAUUCAUUCACUAUUUUACCAUCUAAAUUUUCCUACAUUUGGUAUCAAGAGCUAAUUAAAACCAAGACCUCCAAACAACCGAAACACAUUAACCAACAUACUCCACAAUAAAAUAAACCUCUAACCACAAAAUAAAAAAUGACCUCAACCACUAAUUACUCCCAAGUUAAUUGGGUUCCCACAUUUAAGGGAGAAAAAUAUGAACAAUGGGCUAUGCAAAUGAGGUCAAUAUUUAUCUCCCAAGAUUUAUGGGAAUUAGUACAAGAAAGUUACGAGCAACCACCCAAAGAUGACACUAAAGAGUCAUCUUGGGAUGAAACAAAAAUAAAACAAUAUAAACAAAAUAGGAUAAGGGAUAACUAUGCCCUAUCUCUAUUAUAUCGUGGAGUCGACGAGGCAAUACUUACAACGAUCAUGUCUGCAAAAACAGCUACGGAGGCUUGGAGGAUCCUGGAGACAAAAUACAGAGGUUCCGAAGAGGUGCGUUGAAUGGGAUAUGAACCUAAUGAAGAUAUCACCUUUGGAUGGAUUGGGGUAAGGAUUUAUACAAGUUCUUGACAUUGUUCUUCGUGCUACUAAGCCACCAGAGUAAUCACCCAUAAUUCAAUGCUCUGAACUUGCCUAACUAUGUGUUGCUGGUUGUCUUGUUGACUACGUUGAUGAUUUUGCUUGCCUUCUUAAACUGAGCUUUUACUUUGUACACCUUUGGUUACUAAGUGUUUUUUGACUUUUAAAUUACUAAAUUAUUAUAUUGGUAUGGCCUUACUUCAGUUUGCAGUAAAGCGGCAGAGUCUUUGAUUUUAUAAGAUUCUUUUUAAUAAAUUACUCAUAUUCAAAAAAUUUUCGAUGCAUAUAAUUACUUUGUGCUGUUUGUUUUUGUUAUUUUAUAAGCUAGAAAUUAUGAUGUCAAUGUGGACUCAAAAACCAAUUUUAAACUUACGUAUUCCUAAACUGAAAUUUUGAUAGUUUCUAUGGUAUAAAUCUACAGAAAGUUGUUUAGGUUGUUUAAUUUUGAUUUCUUAUGAAAACCUAAACAAAUACCUCUUCCGUAGCUUCCCCGCACCAGGUUUAACAUGCUCGCCAUUUCUAUAUGUGCAGCACUCUCGAUCGAGGAGUAUACUGUCAAAUAGAGAGACUCAGAAUUCUUUCGCAGUUUCAUAGGUCGUUGUAUCUUCAAUUUUCUUUUCAUAUUGCAGGUAAUGUGAGGUCUGCCUUAGAUAUAUCUGAGGAGGAAUGGGAUA